UCUUUAGCAGCCCACAAGCACGUUCAUUUGUCAUCUCUAAUUUUAGUUAUUAAUAAUAACAAAAACAAACGAAAAUGCUCGAAAAUUGCCAAAGAUACCAUAUGGUACUGGGUCUGGGCGCCCUCACAGUCGUGACCAUACUGGUGCUCAUCAUAGAAUCCCGCUACGCAGCUGAAGGUCCUCGCAGGAGAGAGCAGCAGUUCCUGAUCGAAAACAAUUCGACUUGCUGGCGCCACGAACCGUAUACAGUGGUCCAGGAGUGUCAUCCUUGCUCGGAGUUCGACAUUGUGAGCCGGAGUUUGGGCGUCUGCAUACACACCCACUACAAGGAGUUGCUACGCUGCAAGAGCGGCGAAAUUGUGACCAAGAGCUGCGACCGUGUGGCCCUCAUCGAGCAGCACAACUUCAUCAAGUUCGAGUGUGCCUGCUUUGUGCUGGGCGUGCUUAGCUACCUCAUUGGCUAUGCCAGGGAUCGAGUGCUGUCCCGCAGAACCUACCUGAAGAUUGAACGACAGCUGAACCGGGUGCAGUAGCGCGGAGUAGUUGCCGCCGCUCCCGCUGCCGCCGCUGCCAAUUGAACGAUUGAUUGAUUGAUGAUACUCAGUGGAUGUGGGGAAGGUACAUACAUUAUUUAAUUUGUAGUAUUAAGUACAUUAUACACUUGAAAUACCUUGUUAAAA
Messenger RNA from Drosophila obscura, 680 nucleotides. RefSeq names its product protein JTB (gene JTBR). Gene Ontology annotation, biological process: mitotic cytokinesis. The record is from RefSeq and is a predicted model, not a curated record. Gene Ontology annotation, cellular component: centrosome; spindle; midbody. NCBI's taxonomy places the organism in Eukaryota, Metazoa, Arthropoda, Insecta, Diptera, Drosophilidae. The transcript has a single exon. Bases 75 to 533 code for a protein of 152 amino acids.